AUGGCCGACAACCCGCCAGACCCGCUCCCCUUCGCCAACUUCGCAGGCAGCGUCCCCGAAGCCUUCGCCUCGAAACCGAGGACUCUCCAAAGCGCCGUCCAAGCAUGGGCCCUCACUCGUGCCGAAGAGUCCCGCCGCCUCCUCUUCGCUCUCCUUUCCCUCCACAACAGCGUCGCCCCCAUCUGCCUUAGACUGCCCACGGAGAUCCUUACCACCAUCUUCGUUCUCCAUGCCGGGGAAGGCGACCCCAUGGUUGUCGCACACGUCUGCCGCAGCUGGCGCGCCGUCGCUCUCGGCACCCCUCGCUUGUGGGCC
This is a messenger RNA of Epithele typhae, 315 nucleotides long. RefSeq lists its product as uncharacterized. Lineage: Eukaryota; Fungi; Basidiomycota; Agaricomycetes; Polyporales; Epitheliaceae. The record is from RefSeq and is a predicted model, not a curated record. The annotation marks the transcript as partial. Gene Ontology annotation, molecular function: protein binding. The transcript has a single exon.